Molecule: messenger RNA, 1618 nt
Organism: Exaiptasia diaphana
Lineage: Eukaryota; Metazoa; Cnidaria; Anthozoa; Actiniaria; Aiptasiidae
Product: A disintegrin and metalloproteinase with thrombospondin motifs 18-like
Exons: 15
Biological process (GO): proteolysis; extracellular matrix organization
Cellular component (GO): extracellular matrix
Molecular function (GO): metalloendopeptidase activity
Source: RefSeq, a predicted model, not a curated record
AUCAUUCUCAACUAAAGGGGCUUUAUGUAGAAGUGCCAGUCAUAAGAAUAUUCAUAAGCUGAUGACUUUCCAUGAGCUCAAGAGAUUUUUUGGUGCGUCGACCCAUAGUGAAGUUCCCAAGUAUGAGGUCAUAWGCCCAAUCAAGUGCGACCAAGAGGAGGUCGAUGGCACUAGAGAUGAAAAUAAGACGAGUUCUGAUGAACAGCACUACAGACUGAAAGCCUUUGGUAAAACACUUCACUUGAACCUGAGAGAGAAUAAGGAUUUGACUGUACCUGGACUGAUGAUGGAGUCGUACGUUGAUGGUAAAGUCAAYAGAACACCAKUAGAACCCAUAACUCACUAUUUUGGACAAGUGAAGGACCAUCCAGAAUCUAAUGUCGCUAUUAGUAGUAGUAACGGUGCUUUGUCAGGACUUGUUCAACUCAAAGAUACUUCAAUGUUUUUGCACCCGCUUCCACACCACUUAGCAAAGAAAUUUAGCUAUGAAAAUCCUCAUCUGAUAUACCAAUUCGAUCGGUUGAUGGACAACGAAACUGAAGAUAAAAGAUCUACUCUUAAAUCAUCCUUACGACAUCCUUACCUUURCAACACCAACAAGAGACUAAUCAAACGAGAAAACAGUCAUAAAGAGUAUAUCAUCGAGUACGCCUUGGUUGCCGAUGAAGCAGUGAAAGCAAUGCAUGGCAACAGCGACACUAACACUGCAACGUACCUUUUAUUGAUUGCAAACAUUAUGAACAGCCUCUUUCAUGAUGACAGCAUCGGCGAGAAGAAAGUAUCAGUUAUUGUUACCAAAAUACGCACCGUGACCAACUCUGAGUUGUACGUUAAUCAAAGUGAUGACGCAUACACAAAACUUUCAGGAUUGGCAUUGUGGACUGAGAAAACAUAUCCCAAAGACAGCGAAGUUCCGUUUGAUGCAAUAUCACUCGUCCAUAGCGGUGGAAGUCGUGUAGGAUUGGCAUUUCUGGGCGCCCUGUGUAAAAGUCGGAUAGCCUUUUCUAUGUCGGCUGAUAGCGGACUUAAAACUGCGUUUAAACUAACUCAUGAGAUUGCACACAACAUGGGUGUUGGUCAUGAUGAUACAGCACAUUGUGGGUCUGGUUACAUUAUGGAUGACAGCAUCGCAGGUCAAAAAAACUUUAGAUGGUCCACCUGUAGCAAAAACGCAAUUCAAAAAUACUUAAGUGGUCCCUGGUCUUCUUGCUUAUUAAAUGCACCCACUGAUGACCGUCCAGURCAAUCUGCCGCCAAGAUGGCUUCACUGCCAGGAGUUUUAGUGGAUGGUGAUAAGCAAUGUCAAUAUCAAUUUGGUAGUUCAUACAGACGUUGCUCGCAGCGUUUCGAUACCUGUACAAGUCUGUUGUGCACUGAUAACGGCCUUGUCUGCCAUAGCUACGCGGCUCCACCAAUGGACGGAACAGCAUGUGGAGAUAGAGAUUGGUGUAUCAAGGGUAUUUGUGUUGAUAAUGGUUCUCCAAGAAUCCAUGGAGGCUGGUCUGCAUGGUCUGACGAUUUCUCCGAGUGUAGCCAAACCUGCGGUGGAGGUGUUCAGUACAGGACAAGAACCUGUAAUAAUCCCGCCCCUAAGAAUGGUGGGGAUCUGUGUGAAGGU